AUGGCGGACAAAGUACCAUGCAUACGUCUGAACAGCGGUUAUGACAUGCCUAUGCUGGGCUUAGGGACCUUCAACAGUUUCAAGCCAAACGAGGUUGGUGAUGCCGUGAAGGCUGCAAUACAGAUCGGAUAUCGCCAUAUUGACACAGCCUGGCUCUAUAAAACGGAACCGGAAAUCGGAGUCGCCAUUAAAGAACUGAUCAAAGAAGGGAAAAUAAAGAGGGAAGAGCUGUUCAUUGUGACUAAGAUGUGGGUUGACUGUCACGAACCACAUCAGGUGGAGCCAGCGUGUCGGAUGUCACUGGAGGCCCUAGACAUGGAUUAUAUAGAUCUGUAUCUCAUACACUUUCCCGUGCCUUUCGUUGUGAGUCAAGACUUCUCUGCCUUGUGUGAUUUAAUAAUCCAUGUUGAAGUCUGA
Molecule: messenger RNA, 417 nt
Organism: Haliotis rubra (blacklip abalone)
Lineage: Eukaryota; Metazoa; Mollusca; Gastropoda; Lepetellida; Haliotidae
Product: aldo-keto reductase family 1 member B1-like
Exons: 3
Coding region: 1-417 (138 amino acids)
Cellular component (GO): cytosol
Molecular function (GO): aldose reductase (NADPH) activity
Source: RefSeq, a predicted model, not a curated record